CCACGCUGGAAGCGCCGCGGGCGAGGGACUGGCGACCGCGAGAAGGGCGCGGAGGGCGCUUGCGUUUUCUACGAGGCCUACACUUGGCCCAGCCUCGCUCCCCGCAAGCCCAGACCCGGGCCGCGGGCGACGGCCGGCCCCGGGCCCCGCAUCCUCUGAGGCUCGCCCGGAGUCCAACCCCGAGGCCGAGCCGACCCGAGAAGGCGGACGUCCGGCCUGCCCAGCCCCCGCCUUCGCGCCCAGCCCCGCGGCCGAGCUGGACAAAGUCAUACCCCCUCACCACAGCCCCCAAAGGAAUAAGCUUCAGGCCCCAUGUAAGGUCAUGGAAGAAUAAAGAUUCUAGUUGCUGUGUGAAGAAUGGACUGGAAAAGAGAAAGAAGUGGGAGCUCACUUAGGAAACUGUUGCAGAAGCCCAGGGAAUUGUAGAAGAUACCAACAUGGAAAAGAAAUUCCAGGAUAGUAACAAAGGGCUCCCUCACCGAGAAGUCCCUCCCAUGAUUGUGCUGCUGCUCGCAAUGGCACUCAUGAAUACACUCCUCUACUUCUGCCUCGAUCACUUUUUUAUUUCCCCCCAACAGUCUGCCAUGGACCCCAGUCACUGUCCCUUUAGUCACUUCAGAAUGGGACAGAUGAAGAACUGCUCCCCGUGGCUGUCCUGUGAGGAGCUGAGAACAGAAGUGAGGCAGUUAAAACGCGUUGGGGAAGGAGCUGUGAAGAGAGUCUUUCUGUCUGAGUGGAAGGAACGCAAAGUUGCUCUCUCCAGGCUCACACGUCUGGAGAUGAAAGAUGAUUUUCUCCAUGGACUGCAGAUGCUGAAAUCUCUGCAAAGUAGACAUAUUGUCAUGCUUCUUGGCUAUUGUGAGGAUGACAACACUAUUCUUACUGAAUAUCACCCCUUAGGUUCCUUGAGCAACCUGGAAGAAACACUAAACCUUUCAAAGUACCAAAAUGUGAACACCUGGCAGCACAGGUUGCAGCUGGCCAUGGACUACGUCGGCAUCAUCAGCUACCUGCACAGCAGCCCCCUGGGCACACGGGUCAUGUGUGACUCCAACGACCUGCCUAAGACGCUCUCCCAGUAUCUGCUGACAAGCAACUUCAGCAUUGUGGCAAAUGACUUGGAUGCCUUGCCCCUGGUGAACCACAGUUCUAGGACGUUUGUGAAGUGUGGUCAUCGGGAGCUUCACGGGGAUUUCGUGGCCCCAGAGCAGUUGUGGCCCUACGGAGAGGACCUGCCUUUUCACGAUGACCUCAUGCCUUCGUACGACGAGAAGAUCGACAUCUGGAAAAUUCCUGAUGUCUCCAGUUUUCUUUUGGGACAUAUUGAAGGGAGUGAUAUGGUCCGAUUCCAUUUGUUUGAUAUUCAUAAGGCAUGUAAGAGCAAAAAUCCUGCAGAAAGACCCACUGCUCAGGAGAUUCUGGACACUUAUCAGAAGGUUUUGAAUUUACUCAGAGAUACUGCCAUGACUCAGACAAGAGAAAUGCUAUGAAAACCAGGCCAAUCAGCAAAGGUGGGAUAUAAGGGUGGAAUGGAAUCAUUAACAGCAAUUCUGUUCUGACAGUGGAGUUUUCUGAUUGGGUCUAGGGGUUUUUUGUUUUGUUUUGUUUUGUUUGUUUUUGUGUGUUUUUUUGUUUUUGUUUUUUGUUUCUUGUUUCCUCUUUAGCUGUGUGGUUCUUCAUGUACAUCCACAUCCACACUUUGAGUGUGUUCUACCUCUGGCUAAAGUUACAAAGUAAAUGGAAAUCAGACUUCAUUGAAAUCUGGCUUCUAAUUCUGAUUGCUCCCUGGUGAAGAUGCAGAGAAGCAGUGAAUCUAACCAAUAUCUGAAAGAAGUAAUAAAAAUGUAGCCACAAGGAGUCUUCACCUACCCUAAUAACUGAAUUUAUAAGUUUGCAAGAAAUGUAUAUAUGGAAGAUUUUUAAGUGGCAGCAUGAGAAAGAAAGAAAGUUCUCCAAAGAACAUUUGUUACCUAAUUUUUUAAAUGGUAAUCAACAUAUGGGGUCAUCAGAGUAUUUAUGGUCUGUUUUACAUGUUAUUAAUUAGGUCAUCUUUACUGUUCUAAAUGAUUGUUUCAUGAAGCUUCGUCACCAUCCUCUUUCCAAGGAACUAAAGGAGAACUGUAACAGAAUGCUCUUUGAAAUUUUGAAUGGAUAGGAUCUGAAAUAUUUAAAACAGCAAGUAUGAGCAUUUUUAUAUCUGUGUUACUGCUUUGGGUGGUGCUUGUGAAAUUCGUAUUUACUUUCCAUUUGUCCUCUGGAUUUUCUGUGUCCAAAAUUAAUUGUGAACGUUUUAUAUUAUCAUGUCAUUAAUUAUUGGAAAGUGUCUUAUCCUUCCACUUGAGUUGCAUGAUUGAGUCCUUUAAAAAGCCCUUUCCUAUUAUCCUCAUUUGCAGGGGAUGAUGGAUUUUGUGCAUAUUAGUUAUCACCGUAAGUUGGUUAAAGCUGAGGUUCAGAGGCAAAGAUGCUCUGCAGUGAACUUGGUCUUCCUCUAAACUUGAACGUGCAUCAGAAUCACUUGGAUCACAGAUAGCUGUCACUGUCAAACCAGUUUGUUUUAAAAUAUUGCCAGUAUAGCUGGUGUAGAGGAUAGGGCACAGCGCUUGGAGCUGGGAGGCCAGACUUACAAUCCCAGCUCUGCCACUGACUAAUCAUGUGGCUGCAGACAAAUGCGAUCUGUAAAAUGGGAGAGUUGGUGGGAAUGAUUUCCGGCUUCCACUGUGCCUCUGUAAGUUCUCUCUGGUGCUUUAUAAUGCCAGUGCCAGACACCAAACAGGACCUUUGACUGUCAGAAUUCAGUCUUUAGUUUGUACGUGGGCAUAAUUCAGUAUCAACAGAACUGCAAAAUCACGAGAGAAUGUGAAGUUCUAACUAAAACCUAGAUGAGGAAUUCAUUGCACACUUAGCCUGCUGCUUCCCAUUCAGCAGGUAUCUAUUCGGGGAAGAAGCAGGUGAGGUGAGACAAUCUCAAAGCACUGCCAAGGAACCAAGGUUCUCUUCCUGGUUACCUUAUUCCAAGUGUUUAGAAAAAACCACCCCCCACUGCAUGGUUUAUUAUGUGCUUUCACAUUAUUUCAUGUGCUACUAAAAUACUCCAAGCCUCUAGGGACCUCCAGUCCAUUGUUAAUGACUCAGCAGAGAUGGAACACCUGGCAGUCCCCAAAAUGAGGGGUGGGGGUGGAAAACUGAUCUUACACAACUCUCCUUAGGAAGGUCCUUUACUGUAUCCCCCCACCCCUAUAGUUUAAAAAUGAAUGUGCUGAAUUUCAGUAAUCAUUGUUCUCACAUGACUUUUGAUUACUUAUGGGUAGAUGAAAAUGUGAGACCAUACUUUCCUGCCCCUUUGUAAUAUUUCAUGAGUUCAAACACAGAAUGAAUGAAUUUAGAUUCUUUAGAGAUCUGCAGUGUAAUUUGGAAGGAAAAUUCUAAUAAGGAAGUCAGUAACAGUACCACAUCCAUGUUCAAAGUUUUUAUUUAUAAUGGCCAAAAUUUUGCUACCUGGAAUUAACCCUUUGGAAAGAAGGUUAGGUUCAUUUGCUCCUAAUUUCAUGUGAUAGACUGUGUCAGUUUUCACAUGAAGAGGGCAUAAUAUGAAUUUUUAGUUCUAUUCCUCUGGGCUUAUUACUAAGAGAAGUACUAGUGUCUGUUAGCAGCACAGUGCUUUCCAGCGUCCCCUCUGUUUAUCAUAAAUGAAAUUUUAUCACAAAUGAAAUGGAAGGUCUGCUUUGUCACUGUGGAAAGUCCCAUUGUGUGUGCUCAGUGGGCACCGCUAUCAGUCACCUCCAACAGACGCGGACCCUUGGCUCUCAAGAGCUGCGGACCACAUCUAAGCCCUCGGAUGGCCAGGCUUCCUGUGGCCACUGGGUGGAGCUUGAAGGCAGCAGGAUCGCCCAGAAGGCUGUAUUCAGAAGUUUGGAACUAAGCAGACAGCUCAAGAGGACAGUAUUCUUAAACUCUGACGCUCACAAGGCACCCCCUCUUUAUUUAUAUGCCUAGCUGGAAUCCCACCAACACCUUGGGUUUGUUUGUUUGUUCAGAGGGAAAAAAGCUCUCCAUGUUAUAUGUAAACUAUAGCCUAUGCUAGACUAUGCUCACAGUUUUUAGUCUGGCAGUUGUUCUUUAAAUGGGUUCUAAGAAAUUGAAAGAAGUAAUAAUGACAUUGUUAAAAAGCAACUCAAGCUGCCAAAUUUUGGGAUUUUCUCAUGAAUAAGCUUUUAAGGGUUAAUUUUUAUUCUUUUGUCAAAGUAGGCAGCUUAGACAUUUUGGACUUUCAGCAAGUCACUGUAGUAGGCAUUCCAGAGUGGGUUUUUUUUUUUUUCCCCCAGAAAUAUUUGGAUUAUUUAAGGACCUAUAAUUACAGACUAUGUCAAAGUUCAUUCCAUCACCAUUAGGUAAUACAAUUCCUGUUUUUAAGUAAGGUGAAAAUAUUACAUUGAUCAUAAAGAAACUGGCAUAUGGUGCAUAUGUAUAGUUCACAUUAACAAUGAUUUGUUCCUGGAAAAUGAAAUAAAUUGGUUUUUUGUUUUCA
Choloepus didactylus (southern two-toed sloth) is the source of this 4525-nucleotide messenger RNA. It is a transcript of the gene POMK, whose product is annotated as protein O-mannose kinase. Gene Ontology annotation, biological process: protein phosphorylation; carbohydrate phosphorylation; protein O-linked glycosylation. Gene Ontology annotation, molecular function: protein kinase activity; ATP binding; carbohydrate kinase activity. Bases 438 to 1490 code for a protein of 350 amino acids. NCBI's taxonomy places the organism in Eukaryota, Metazoa, Chordata, Mammalia, Pilosa, Megalonychidae. The transcript is spliced from 5 exons. The record is from RefSeq and is a predicted model, not a curated record. Gene Ontology annotation, cellular component: endoplasmic reticulum membrane.